AUAUUAGAGGAAAUUCUUGCCACACCUCAAACCAAAAUUAAGGGGGAGAGAAAGAAGUAAGCCACAUAAAUCUGACCAAGAACACAAGCAUUUUAAUUUGAGUCCAGAAAGCUUUGGAUAAUGAAAAGAAAUGCAUAAUUUUAAUUCAACCCAAGUGUUUUCCAAGCAGAUUAUUUUGCUUAAAUUGCUAUAGUAAUUCAAGGGACAGCCCUGCCUGGACACACAGUUACUGUGGAUUUUUAAGAGACUCAGUUUAAGACUUAAGGAAUUUCUGAUUCAUUUAAAGGAUUUGCAAACUCAUCAACCCCUGAAAACUAAAGCAAACUCAACAGGACAAAAAAGGAACAUGGGCUUCUCAAGUCCAGUGUGUGUCCUUCUCUUCUUUCUUGGAGUCAAAGUAUAUUGUCAAUAUGAAAGUUAUCAGUGGGAUGAAGAUUAUGACCAAGAACCAGAUGAUGUCUACCAACCGGAAUUCCAAUUUAGUCAAAAUGUAGACUACAGAGUUCCAUUUCCUCAGCAUACUUUAGGCUGUCCCAGUGAAUGCUUCUGUCCACCUAACUUUCCAUCAUCAAUGUACUGUGAUAAUCGCAAACUCAAGACUAUCCCAAAUAUUCCACCAUACAUUCAACAAGUCUAUCUUCAGUUCAAUGAAAUAGAGUCUGUGACUGCAGAUUCAUUCAUCAAUGCCACUCAUCUUAAAGAAAUCAACCUCAGCCACAACAAAAUUAAAUCUCAAAAGAUGGAUCAUGGUGUGUUUGCCAAACUGUCAAAUCUACUACAACUUCAUCUACACCAUAACAAUUUAGAAGAAUUUCCAUUUCCUCUUCCCAAGUCUUUGGAAAGGAUUCUUCUUGGUUACAAUGAGAUCUCCAGACUGCAGACAAAUGCCAUGGAUGGGCUAGUAAACCUGACCAUGCUUGAUCUCUGUUAUAAUCAAAUUGAUGAUUCUAUGUUACAAGAGAAAAUCCUUGGCAAAAUGGAAAAACUAAUGCAGCUCAACCUAUGUAAUAACAGAUUAGAAUCAAUGCCUCCUGGUUUGCCUUCUUCACUAAUGUAUCUGUCUCUAGAAAAUAAUUCAAUAUCUUCUAUACCAGAAAAUUACUUCAAUGAACUUCCAAAACUUCAUGCUCUAAGAAUGUCACACAACAAACUACAAGACAUCCCGUGUAAUAUUUUUAAUCUUUCCAACCUUGUAGAGCUCAAUGUUGGACACAACAAACUGAAGCAAGCAUUCUAUAUUCCAAGAAAUUUAGAACACUUAUACCUAGAAAAUAAUGAAAUCGAAAAUAUAAAUGUCACAGUGAUGUGUCCAUCUGUUAACCCCCUGCAUUACCACCAUUUAACAUACAUUCGCCUGGACCAAAAUAAGCUAAAAGAGCCAAUAAGCUCAUACAUUUUACUCUGCUUUCCUCAUAUACACACUAUUUAUUAUGGUGAACAAAGAAGCACUAAUGGUCAAACAAUACAACUGAAGACCCAAGUUUUCAGGAGAUUUCAGGAUGAUGCUGAUAGUGAAGAUCAUGAUGAUCAUCAAGAAGGCCCAGAGGAAGAAGGAUCAGAAGAACACGUGGACCCUCACUAUUAUGGAGGUCAAGAAUGGCAAGAAACCAUAUAAGUAUACAUUAUGACUUCAUAAAAACUUAUUAUUCAAUAUAAAUUUAACUAAACAUGCAUAGCUCAUAGUAAUAUAUCUCAGUUUUGUAUUGGUAUAAGAUCAGAUUGAAUUUAGUUGCUGAUAACAUAUGCAUCAUUACACAGCAUUAGAUUACACUAGUCUUUAGAAAUGUAGUUAGAAUGACAAGUGAGAAUCAAAUAUUACACUUUAGACAUAAAAUUAUCACCAUGUUGACAAAAAAGGCAAGUAUGCCUGGGAUGUAGUGCAGCGGAAACAAAUCCACUAGGAACCAUGAGGUUGUGGGUUUAAUUCCCAGCCUCGUCCAGUGGGUUAAGGAUCUGGCGUUGCUGUGAGCUGUGGUGUAGGUCACAGACGCAGCCUGGA
Molecule: messenger RNA, 1999 nt
Organism: Phacochoerus africanus (Common warthog)
Lineage: Eukaryota; Metazoa; Chordata; Mammalia; Artiodactyla; Suidae
Gene: OMD
Product: osteomodulin
Exons: 3
Coding region: 347-1615 (422 amino acids)
Molecular function (GO): protein binding
Source: RefSeq, a predicted model, not a curated record